GAGCGGCUAGCAUCGUUCGUACAGUGUGCUUUAAACAAACAAACAAAAAAACCAACAUAUCGUGACGAUCGCGAUCACUCGCUCGGUGCAUCCUUUGGAGAACAAACAAACAAAACGAAAAAAAAAAACAAGAGAAAACACACAGUGCGUAUUUCGACAUCCUUUCGCUCGCCUGCAAAAAAACGGGGAGAAUCGACAGCGUUCGUUAAAGCGACAGUGAAGAGAUAAGGAUCGUUUUUUUCCCCGAACACGAUCACAAUGGGCUACAAUUUAGGAACGGACGAGUUGUCGAGCAAAACCAGUGGCCUCUGGCGUGCGUUGCUCGCAGAAUUUGUCGGGAUCUUCAUACUGAACUUCUUUGCUUGCGCUGCCUGUACGCAUGCAAAUGGCGAUAAAACGCUGAUUUCACUGGCAUUCGGACUCAGCGUCUUCAUGGUGGUGAUGUCAAUCGGACACAUCAGUGGUGGCCACAUUAACCCGGCUGUGACGGCUGGCAUGCUGGCCGCUGGUAAAGUGAGUCUCAUUCGAGCACUGCUCUACGUGGCAGCCCAAUGUGCUGGAGCCCUAGCGGCCACCACCGCCCUUGACGUGUUGAUCCCGAAGGUGUACCAGAAUGGAUUGGGCAACACCGGUCUGAAGGCGGAUGUCACCGAAAUGCAGGGAUUGGGCUUCGAAUUCUUCCUCGGAUUCGUCCUGGUGCUGUGCGUGUUUGGCGUGUGUGACGAGAAUAAACCCGAUUCACGCUUCGUGGCACCAUUGGCCAUUGGUUUGACGGUGACGCUUGGCCAUUUGGGUAUCGUGGAGUAUACCGGCUCGAGCAUGAAUCCUGCUCGCUCCUUUGGAACUGCUUUUGUCACCGACAGCUGGAGCAACCACUGGAUUUACUGGGCCGGUCCGAUCCUGGGAGGCAUUACGGCGGCCCUUCUCUACUGCCAGCUGUUCAAGGCACCGACUCUGAGCGAUGCAUCCGAGCGUUAUCGCACCACCGCCGAUGAUAAGGAGAUGCGCCGGUUGGACGGAAAGCACGACAUGGCGUAAGGUCCUUGUCGGAACACUCUGCUAGUCCCAUUCCGAUCCCCGACGAAGCAGCCCGGAUUCACUGCGUCCGGAAGCGCUUCCAGCGUGUGUAGUAGUGUGGCAGUUCCCAUCUCAAUCACGUCCUUCGCCGCAUUGUUGUUCAUGUUGCACGUUUUUACUAAAUGAUCCCCAUACACUGUGUCCGGUCUGCCGGGGUUUCCCUGAGCCUGAGUGUCCGUGGUUGUCGGACGGCGAAGACGGAAGCUUCCCGGUUGAACUAAGCGUUAGCAGACCAUGCUAAAAAUAACCAUUGGUCGUACCGUAUAUCCGUCGGAUAUGAUCGGGGGCGAGCCUCAUACUAAUUUUAAUAAACGUUUAGAGAUAAUUA
Anopheles nili is the source of this 1405-nucleotide messenger RNA. It is a transcript of the gene Prip, whose product is annotated as aquaporin AQPAe.a. Gene Ontology annotation, molecular function: water channel activity. The coding region runs from base 259 to 1038 and encodes 259 amino acids. Gene Ontology annotation, cellular component: plasma membrane. Lineage: Eukaryota; Metazoa; Arthropoda; Insecta; Diptera; Culicidae. The transcript is spliced from 6 exons. Gene Ontology annotation, biological process: transmembrane transport. The record is from RefSeq and is a predicted model, not a curated record.